This is a messenger RNA of Suillus clintonianus, 177 nucleotides long. RefSeq lists its product as uncharacterized. Gene Ontology annotation, biological process: mismatch repair. The annotation marks the transcript as partial. The transcript has a single exon. Gene Ontology annotation, molecular function: ATP-dependent DNA damage sensor activity; ATP hydrolysis activity. NCBI's taxonomy places the organism in Eukaryota, Fungi, Basidiomycota, Agaricomycetes, Boletales, Suillaceae. Gene Ontology annotation, cellular component: MutLalpha complex. The record is from RefSeq and is a predicted model, not a curated record.
AUCAUACACAGACCUGCUUCUGUGCUAAAAGAAUUACUCGAAAACAGCUUCGAUGUCGGGUCUACCUCAAUCCAAGUCACUGUCAAGGAUGGUGGUAUGAAGCUGCUUCAGAUUCAGGACAAUGGUUGUGGCAUUCGUGUAUGUCCUCGCCAGAUUCGCAUUGAGGUAUUCUGUUGA